Cuscuta epithymum is the source of this 732-nucleotide messenger RNA. Lineage: Eukaryota; Viridiplantae; Streptophyta; Magnoliopsida; Solanales; Convolvulaceae. The record is from the annotation of a GenBank genome assembly.
AGCGGAUUGCAAUAUUCAGAAAGCCUUCAUUUUCACUUCUUUGGUGAUAUAACCUAUUUGCAACUAUGCUUGCGGGCUGCGGCUUGACUCUUUAUGAGGACAUUCUUAGCUGCUGCCAAAUGCGAGACUACUUGGGAUGCUGGUACUUCAGCUAGAAGAGCAAUUCAUAACCCUCUCGAGCAGUUCUUUGAAGCUCAUAGAAGUGUGGAGGAUGAUAAACCUGUUGUGUAUGGUCGGAGCUGGAAGGCAUCUGAGCUUCGUCUCAAGUCCUUGGAUGAUCUUCACAAACUAUGGUAUGUACUUCUCAAGGCUCAACGUCAAAUGCUUAAUGCUCAAAACUUGAGAUUUCCAAAUCCAGAAUGUAUCUCCAAGGUAAGAAAGUCUAUAUGCCGAAUCAAACACGUGCCCACAGAGAGGGCGAUCGAUGAGCCAGAUCCUAUGAGGUGUAGUGAGAUGAAAAGAAUGAUAAAUGCCGUAUGAGAAGAAUGAUAGUUGUGUUAAAAGGAAUGAAUGAGAGAUGCUGUCAUUUGAUCCAGUGGCAGAUGGACAGGUAGUUUACGGAGUCAUAUAUUUUCUGUUUCAAGAAUUUUGUGCUGCCCAGAUGAUUUGUUGGAGCUGUGGACGUGCUCUUUUAAACACAUUCUUUGCUAGCUCGUGUAUCUGAAAAUGGAUGAUAUGUUUGAAUCAUGGAAGUUUUUUUUAUUUGCCUGAUGUCAUCCAUCUCCUUGGGUG